AUGACCUCCUUUGACCAACCACCACCACCUUAUGCUGCUGCUCCUGCUGCACAGACAGAGCCUCUUCUACCAGAUGAGAAGCCUGCCAGCACAAGCACUGAAGAGCAUGCACCACAAACAAAAGCCACCACUCAGCAUCAAGGCUACGGAAUCAAACUUGGAAACAAUUCGUUUCUAGGUCUCUCCUUGCCACCACAUUCAAACGGCUACGGCAUCCGCAUUGGCGGCGUGCUUCUCGGAGUGAGCACCUCCGCAGCGCCGGAAGACGCGGCAACUACAAAGCCAUCGGCCGAAUAG
Messenger RNA from [Torrubiella] hemipterigena, 297 nucleotides. The record is from the annotation of a GenBank genome assembly. NCBI's taxonomy places the organism in Eukaryota, Fungi, Ascomycota, Sordariomycetes, Hypocreales, Clavicipitaceae.